UGGAAGCGAAAGCAAACGGGAAGAGGCAUAUGUGGAAGUCAGCUAGGUCAGAAAAGAAUAUUUUUCACGCUGGUGAUUUUAACAAGCUUGAGUCGAGGGAACAACAUUUUAAUAAAUGCACUUGUUUUUUCUAUGAUGUUACUGUUCUGGAUGUGAUAUAUUUAUAUUUUUCUUGGUAGAAUCGAGAGCGUUGAUACAUUUAUAAGGUUUCAUUAUGAAUGUUAUGUUGAUAUUAAUAUGUUGUCUCCAUAAUAUAGACUGUAAACAAUAGUGAAUGUUCUUGUUGGGGCCUCAAGUGGUUGUGCAGUUGUGUUGAUAUCCAGUUGUGUUGUUGUGUUACGGAUCAAGUUGUGUUGUUGUGUUCCUGCUGGUCGUGUUUGUGAUGCCGCUGAGUAAUCAAGUGAGACAAUCAAAGUAGUUUGGUUUGUGUUUAGACCAAAUUUAUGCCAAAUACAUGCAACUCAACCAUCGUGACAUGUGGAAGAGAUGGUCAGGUUCGUGUUGGUUUCUUAACAAGUAGCGAUUCCCUACAAAUGACAAAACGAGUGGCACAGCAUAAACAAUCAGCACAUAAGCUCUCCAUUGAACCAGGUUCUCCAAAUCUGUUAAAAACAGCUGGAGAAGAUGCUGUGAUAUAUAAUAUUGAUUUGCGUGAACCUAAACCAACCAAGUUGUUAACUUUGUACAAUGAUAAGAGGCGUAAAGUCGCAUUAUAUGGUAUAAAUAUUAACCCAAAUAAUCCGUUGGAAUUUGCUGUGGCAGGGCGAGAUCCAUGGGCCAGGAUAUAUGAUGUGAGAAAGAUAAAUGCUGAUUGUGAGGGGUUUCUGAAAAAGUUUUCACCAGAUCAAUUGCAGGAAAAAGAUAGUGUGUUUGCUGCAAACGUAACAUGUCUCAUGUACAACUAUAAUGGCUCAGAACUGCUGGUCAGUUACAACGAUGAUGAUAUUUACUUGUUUGAUACAACUCAAAGUUCCGCAUGCAGUCCUAUCCAUAAGUAUAGUGGUCAUAGAAAUUCCGACACAGUAAAAGGCGUCAAUUUUUUUGGUCCUUGCAGCGAAUACAUCGUAAGUGGAAGUGAUUGUGCUCAUAUUUUUAUUUGGGACAAGAAGACGGAGCAGGUGGUGACGUUUUUGAAAGGCGAUGACGUAGGCGUGGUGAAUGUUUUGGAGCCUCACCCAGAUUGUUGUGUACUUGCUACGUCAGGGUUGGAUCAUGAUAUCAAAAUAUGGCAGCCACUUGGAAAGCCAUUUGUCAACACAGAAGAGUUAAAAAAGCAAAUUAAACGAAACGAACACGAUCGCAUUGAAGACAGGAAUCGGAAUCCUGACCCAUUUGACAAUCAGCUGAUCUAUAUGAUGAUGCAACAUUUGCAACGACAAAGAAGGAGAAUAUCAAGGAGAAUGGCGAGAGAGGGUGGGGACGAGUUAAGCGACUCAACCACAGAUUCCGAUGGCGGAAGCGAUGAUAGACAUCCAGAGUUUAAUGCAGAUGGUACGAACGACUCUGAUGACGACUCCGAUGAUGAUGAUGAUAAUGAUAAUGAUGAUGAUGAUGAUGAUGAGGAUGGACAUAGUGAACAUCGAUGUGUCCAGUCUUAAUAUGCCAAAUACGCCAAGUGUGUAAUUUGCAAAUAGUGAUUUCCACUUCAAAAGUUUAAGGAUAAGUGGAGUACCUGUAAAAAAAAAAUUGAGCGAUUUUAACUACUGUGCACGAAGC
This is a messenger RNA of Hydractinia symbiolongicarpus, 1716 nucleotides long. Its product is annotated as DDB1- and CUL4-associated factor 8-like. NCBI's taxonomy places the organism in Eukaryota, Metazoa, Cnidaria, Hydrozoa, Anthoathecata, Hydractiniidae. Gene Ontology annotation, cellular component: cytoplasm; Cul4-RING E3 ubiquitin ligase complex. The record is from RefSeq and is a predicted model, not a curated record. The transcript has 14 exons. The coding region runs from base 444 to 1598 and encodes 384 amino acids. Gene Ontology annotation, molecular function: protein binding.